CUGAUGACAAACAAACAAACAAAGAUGACAAAAUUAAAAUGAAAUCAAUUUUAUUGAAAUAACAACAUUCAAAUAGAACUGUACAGUUUCAUGUAGAAGUCGUGGAGUUUCAUAACGUCAGUAUUUCUAAACCUGAAGCUUCAUCAUUUAUGUAGUGAAUAGAAAUAUGAUCAGGUGUUUGUUUAUUUUGAUCAGGUGUUAAUAAACUGAUUCAGCUGGAGUUUACAGAAGCUGAGUGAGACGUGUUUGAAUGUUUUGUUGUUGACUGUGAAUAAAACGCCUCCACCUCCAAACUCACCUGACAACUCCUGAGGCCCCGCCCACUGAUGACAUCACAGGCUGACAGGAACCUGAGUUUCAGGAUCUCAGAAACACCUGGACUCACUGAGAGACAGCAGCAGCAGCAGUAUGACAAUGGCGGAGGCGGCGGUCCCAGAUCUGUUCUCAGAGCAGGAGCUGACCUGCUCCAUCUGUCUGGACCUGUUCAGUGAACCUGUCUCGACUCCCUGUGGACACAACUUCUGCCAGGCGUGUAUCGGAGGUUACUGGGCGUCCAGUCCGGUCUGCACCUGUCCUCUGUGUAAACGUCAGUUUGAUGAACGUCCUCAUCUCAGUGUCAACAAAGUUUUCGCUCUCAUCGCAGACAAAUUCAAACUGGCUCGUUAUGGAGCUGCAGGGUUACCGAUGCCAGUGGGGAACGGGACGCCGGGCGCCAUGACAACGAUGGCGCCCACCAGCAGUACCAACCCGUUUCUGACGGCGGCGGUGGCAUCAGGUGAGGAGGUGGUAUGGUGUGACGUCUGUACAGGUGUUAAACAGCCGGCCGUCAGCUCCUGUCUCACCUGCACCGCCUCGUACUGCUCUGAACACGUGCAGCCUCAUCACACCACGGCCUUCUACGCCAAACACCCUCUGAUGGACCCUCAGGAGGCCCUCAGGGGCCGCACCUGCUCCAAACACCGCCGCCUGCUGGAGGUGUACUGUCGGACAUGUCAGAACUGUAUCUGUGCCAUCUGCGUCCUGGAAGAACAUCGAACACACAAAACUGUGUCCGUCCAGACCGAGAGACUCAGCAAACAGAAACAGGUAGCGAGGACAGAGCAGGAGAUCAUGAACCGGAUCAAAGAGAAGGAGAUUCAUGUGACCGACCUGAAGAGGAAGCUGGAGGGAGUCAAGAACUACGCAGACAGAGAGCGAGGCGAGGUGGAACACCUGUUGGACGAGGUGUCCGCCUCCCUGGACCGGAUCCGGACUGAGGUGGUGGGCGGGAUUCAGAACCAGCUGGACACCGUGAUGUCGAAGGGGGAAGGGCUGGUGAACCGUCUGGAGACGGAGCUUGGUCAGCUGACGGACAGGAGGGCCACGCUCGAGGUCCAGGCCAUCAGUCAGGAUCACAUUGGCUUCCUGCAGAGUUUUGAGGAGGUCACGGCUCCUCUGGCUGAGGAGGAGAACGAGGUGGACGAGGACCAGUUCUCCCUCCACUUCCAGCUGGGGGAGGUGAAGAGCUCUCUGACCGAGGUGAAGGACAAGAUGGACGACAUCAGGAUGGGGGAGGUCCGGUCCAGAGGGUCUGCAGGCUCCUUUUCAUCAGGUGAACUGAUGGCGGCUGAGAGCAUGAUGAGUCUGAGAGGAAGCAGCGCCAGUCUGAGGAAGAGUCAGUGGUCUCUGAGAGAUCUGAAGAAGGUCAAACCAGUCUCAGGACAUAAAAAAGCUCGAGUCUACAUGGAGGACGUGACGUUGAACCCGGUGACGGCGUAUCCAUUCCUGAUCCUGUCUGAGGACAGGAAGCAGGUGAAGCGAGGAGAGAAGCUUCAGUUCUACAGAAACAGUUCGCACAGGUUUGACGUCUGGUCCUGCGUCAUCGCUAAGGAGGGAUACAGCUCAGGACGCCAUUACUGGGAGGUGUCUGUCGGGGAGAACAAGGACUGGAAGCUGGGCGUGGUCAGCGAGUCGGCUCAGAGGAAAGGUCUGUUCGACAUGAGUCCUCCUAACGGAUACUAUGCCAUCUGGUUGAGCGGCAGCCAGCUGAGGGCACUCACCACUCCGCCCCUUACCAAGGUGAAGAGUCCUCCAAAGCUGCGUCAGGUCGGCGUCUUCCUGGACGUGGAGGAGGGUCAGGUCUCCUUUUACAAUGUUAAGUCAGGAUCAGAGAUCUACAGCUUCAACGGAUCCUCCGAGUUCACCGAGAGGAUGUUUCCUCUGCUGGGAACUGGAGACAAAGAAGUCCCCCUGGUCCUCAUGACCACACUGCACCACCUGGCCUGAGGGACCAGGGACCAGAGACAAAGACAAGAGGAUCAAACCUGAGAGAUGCUGUUGUUGAGGGGGCAAACGGUUGGAUGUUGAGACAGAAACUGAAUCUGAUCGCAAACAUCAAACAGAUUUUAGUUUGUUAAACACAGAAAAGGAAUCAUGCAGAUUAUCACUGCCACCGUUACAGAGAAAACAACUUUUAAUAAAACAGAGAUAUUUUCAUGACAAGGAACAAAGAACAAGAACGUUUUGAUAUAUUAAGUAGGACUGCAACUAAAGAUUAUUUUUGUUACUGAUUUAUCUAUUGAUUAAUUACUCAAUUAAUUGAUGAAUUGUUAGUCUAUAAUGUGUCAGGAAAUUGUCUGUUUUAACUUCUUACAUCCAAAGUUACCGUCUUCAAGUGUCUUGUUUUGUCUGAUCAGCUCUCAAAAUCCAAAAAUAUUCAGUUUAAUAUUUUGUAUGACAAAGAAAAGCAUCAAAUCAUUUGAGAAAAUUUUGGUAUAUUUGCUUUAAAAAAUUACUUAAACAUUUAAUCAUUUAUCAAAGAAGUUGCUGAUUAAUUAUAAAUCACUGCAGCAGUGACAGGACGUUCUGAAUGUGACAGCAAUAAGAAAUAAAUAUAAUUAUCAAUAUAA
Messenger RNA from Lates calcarifer (barramundi perch), 2888 nucleotides. RefSeq names its product E3 ubiquitin-protein ligase TRIM39. The record is from RefSeq and is a predicted model, not a curated record. The coding region runs from base 409 to 2265 and encodes 618 amino acids. Lineage: Eukaryota; Metazoa; Chordata; Actinopteri; Centropomidae. Gene Ontology annotation, molecular function: zinc ion binding; protein binding. The transcript is spliced from 13 exons.